AUGGUCGGUCCGCGUAACAACAAGAAAGAGCCCGCGCAGGUACCCGGUGAUCGAGGUGACGUAUCGCGCUUGAACACGAGAUCGCACUCUGUUAUGGCGCAAGGUCACAAUGACUUCAGCGGCAGUCGCCCAGGCUCCCAGCGUAACCAGAACGUUUCAGCUGAUGACGUGGAAGGCUGGGUUACACCAACACUGUCUAACAGACAGCCCACUGGUUUCGCACAACCUAUGGACGCUCGCCGAUACUCUCAAGCUUUAUCACAGGCAGGCUACCCACCCUGGGCAACCCUAUCAGACUCUCGCCCGUUCAACCCGGGUCCACCCCAACGCCCGAUCGCAUCUCCGUAUACCCGCUAUCGAGAAGAUUACAAGCAAAAUCCCUUGACCGAUACGUCCGCGGUACCUAACUCCUGGCUACCCCAACUCGAUAUCGACCUCGAUCAGAUGCAUAACCAGUGUCCCGUACCCAGCCCAUCAAGACCAUUACUACAACCCUACUCGAUCUCGUCGUUCAAUGAACUCGAAUUACCCACCGGCGCGGCUGUCGCAUCUUACCUAGAAGAAAUCAUAUGGCGACCGUCGACUGGCGCCUACGCUGUACCACAAAACGAAGCGGAGAAAUCGUACUACGUCAAGAAGAUCUGUUUCGGUCUCGUCAACCUCUCCAACCUAUGGGAUACAGUCGCAGAUGUGUAUCCCUACGCCGUCAAGUUCUCCGACACAGGUGCAUGGGCAGACCCUAGAGACAUCGAAGCGACCGCCCACAUCAUCGUCAGCAACGCUAUGCGCAUCCACAAAAUGGGUGUCGCUGGCUUGCCGUUUCGUCGAUGCGAAGAGUUUGAGUCGCUGAACGCGGAGGAUAUGGAUUUUACUUUCCCACAGCGGAUCCAUUAUCUUGCGCGUCUGUUCUGGCACUCGAAAGUUGCGGCUGAUAACGUCAUGUUGGGGAGGGAUAUUGCCAAGUACGUCGCCUUGCCGCUGACGUCCCUCCGCCAUCUACCGCGGUUCGAACAAGAGUGGUCGAGUAUGUCGGACCAGCAGCGUAUAGUGCAGACUCAAAUUCAUCCGUAUCCGCAGGGGCUUAGGCAUCCGACUCCCCAGGAGCAGGAGCAGAUCUUGAAGCAUGUACGUAUGUUGCCGUCGUUAUUCAAUAACUACAUGGCCACGGGUGGCCAGUCGGGUACGUUUAGUCCACGUCAAAAGCCACCCGGUGGAUCAGCAGCGCCUGGGAAGCGUCCAGCAGAUGAUGACGAAGGAUACAAGAUGGAGCCUGCAGCUAAGCGCUCUCAUAAUUAUGCGCGUUCUCGGGGUGAUGAGAGCUUUGAGAAGUUCCAGUAUGAGGAAGGUCACCGCCCAGGUAGCACCAUGGGCACUAGAUCUGCCACCCAAACUCCGGCGAGCGAUCGGACCAACGGAUGA
Alternaria metachromatica is the source of this 1419-nucleotide messenger RNA. RefSeq lists its product as uncharacterized. The transcript has 2 exons. The record is from RefSeq and is a predicted model, not a curated record. The coding region runs from base 1 to 1419 and encodes 472 amino acids. Lineage: Eukaryota; Fungi; Ascomycota; Dothideomycetes; Pleosporales; Pleosporaceae.